GAAAGUGAAGGGCUGCACUCUUGAUGUCCACCCCACUGAGAGAGCCCUCGUGGUUCAGUAUGAGGUGGAGGCAACUGUUUUGGGAGAGCUGGGGAACCCGAUGGUUGGAGAACGAAAAGAGUGUCAGAAAAUUAUUCGCCUGAAAAGCCUGAACGGCCACACAGAUAUAUCGUCUUUGGCCCGGAAGGUCGUGGAAGAAUGUCGGCUGAUUCACCCGUCCAAACUCAGCGAGGUGGAGCAGCUGCUCUUCUAUCUGCAAAACCGCAAACAGUCAAAUGACAACCAAGAGAAGAAACACAUCUCACCUCGAGACUUUACACCUUACGCAGGAGUGGAG
Messenger RNA from Plectropomus leopardus (leopard coralgrouper), 337 nucleotides. NCBI's taxonomy places the organism in Eukaryota, Metazoa, Chordata, Actinopteri, Perciformes, Serranidae. The record is from RefSeq and is a predicted model, not a curated record.